This is a messenger RNA of Oncorhynchus masou masou (cherry salmon), 1541 nucleotides long. RefSeq names its product guanylate-binding protein 1-like. The coding region runs from base 115 to 978 and encodes 287 amino acids. NCBI's taxonomy places the organism in Eukaryota, Metazoa, Chordata, Actinopteri, Salmoniformes, Salmonidae. The record is from RefSeq and is a predicted model, not a curated record. The transcript has 6 exons. Gene Ontology annotation, molecular function: GTP binding; GTPase activity.
AGCUGUAGACCACUUUUCAAGAAGAGCCUGAAACAUCUCAAACGAUUCAGCAAGCAACCUGCCUGCCCGAAAGCAUCCACUCCUUCAAGGUAAUUAUGCAUAUACCAGCUCAAAAUGAACCCAAGUGUUAGAGAGUUCUGGUUCCAGUCCGGUCCGGCCAAAAAACAGGAGACACUCCACUCUUCAAGAACUGAGAAAAUAAAGGAUCUCCGGACUACUGUGAUGAGGGAACCAGUGUAUCUGAUUGAGGCGACUCACCAAAGAUUGCACAAUUCAACCGCCCUCGGUUAUGUCCAGUCUGACCCAGCAGUUUCUACAGUGAUGAUGGAGGAACCAGUGUGUCGGAUUAAGAAUGACAUCGCUCGUGUGUUUGGGCCCCUGGAGGAGGCUUUGAGUCAUGGAUCCUAUAUUCACCCAGGGGGUUACAAAGACUUCCAUGACAACCUACAGGAGCUAACCAAGCAAUACAGAACAGAGAGAGGCAGGGGAGUUAUGAGUGAGGAACUAUUGAGAGAAUAUCUGGAUGAGAAGGCUAGAGUGGGGAACACUAUCCUCUUGGUCGACCAGACUCUCAGCAAAGAAGAACACAAGAGUGAAGUGGAGAGGGUGAAGAAGGAGGCAGCAGAACAGGCUCGGAGAGCGGCAGAAGAGCAGAUUCAGAUUCAGCAACAGCUGAUGGAAAAGAUUGAGAAAGAACGAGAGAUCACCAAACAGGAAUUUAAACAAGUGCUGGAGGCCAGAUUUAAGGAGCUGAAGGAGCGAACGGAUAAAGGCUUUAAGGAAAUAGGAGAAUACCUGGAGAAAAAACAAAACGCCAUUCAAAGUAACGAUAAUCCACCUCCUCAAAAUAAUGUCUCCAAAAUGUUGGAUGGAGUUGGGACUAUUUGUUCCUUUGUUCCUGGCGUUGGCACUGCGAUUGGGGGCGGUCUUAUCGCCAGUGCCAAAGCUUUAGACUACGCUUCAGAACUCGUAAAGUAACUGUCAGAUUUUUAUAAAAUAUUAUUACCUAUUAUGAAUAAAAAUAGGAGGGAAAUAUUUUCCUUAAAAAAGAAAAGAAAAAGGUCAUGAGGUUUGUUUUCUGUGUUGGACUGGUGUGGGUCUGUACAGAAACAGAAGGGUGUUAGUGUAUACCAGUCAUUGUAUAUAUUCAUGCAAGUAGACCACUGAUUGGCCAGCUUUGCUAAUGAUGCAGGAUGGCAUCAUUCUCUAUGAGGAAAUAGAGCACAUUUUUUAAACUAGGUUAGAGAUACAAAGUUUGACGUUGUUUAAAAAAUAUUAAAAACUCAAAUUUAUGAUUUGGCCACAAUUACGAGUAUUGGAAGAGUCAACAACAGUAUUUCGGUAUGAGCUAACAGAAUAUGUACGAUUUCCACUGGACAGUUACUUUAAAUGGGGCAACAGCCAAAAUGCAUACUGUACUUUGUAAUGGAAACAAAUAAGCGGCACUUGGCCAGCUGAAAGCCAGGCUCCUCAGGAUGUUAUUGGCUAGCUGAAGGCCAGCUGAAGGCCAGGCAUCUCAGGAUGUUCUUGGCUAGCUGAAG